This is a messenger RNA of Puccinia triticina, 1332 nucleotides long. RefSeq lists its product as uncharacterized. The record is from RefSeq and is a predicted model, not a curated record. Lineage: Eukaryota; Fungi; Basidiomycota; Pucciniomycetes; Pucciniales; Pucciniaceae. Bases 1 to 1332 code for a protein of 443 amino acids. The transcript is spliced from 2 exons.
AUGUCCAUCGCGGUCCCACCACCCCCAGGCUCGCCAACCGCCCCACCCCCGGCCGCACCGGGCUCCACCUCGCCCGCUCUGCCCGCCGACUUCCUCCCGCUGGCCACGACCAGCUCGGCACUGGCCAUCGACCCCGAGUUCACCCACAAGUUCUGCUCGGCAUGUCGCAAGAACGUCGAGCUCGCCAACUUCGCCACCAACCGCAAGAUCUGCAACCGCCACUCCUCCCAGCCCAUCGGCGCCGCCUCCGUCGCCUCCCCCGAAUCCGCCCUCUACCAGAUGCGCUCCAUGAAGUUCUGCCAGGGCAUCCCCCACAGAACCGAGCAGAAGAAGGUCCUGGACAUCUACGUCGACUACGACGCUCUGCUCGACUGGCUCGACCAACGCAAAGAUGUCGACCCCAGAGUCGACCGGGUCCGGAGGAUCCCAAAGGAGAACGACGACGACCUCAUCAACGAUCCAAACGGCCAGAUCACCUUGGCCAGAAGACAUGCAACCCGUGAAGCCCGUCGGGUCCGCGACUUCAUCUUCAUCGGCACCGGCCUAUUAUUCAUACAUAAGACCGUGGCCGUCGGGCAAAAGCUUCAAUGGACCUGCCAGUCCAGAUGUUCCCAGUCGGACCGUCUCAAGGGCGGGCGGGACGGAUCGAGACGGCACAGCGACUCGAAACGACCCAGCACAUCCCGGACCCGAUAUCCAUGCCAGGGCACGACGACGGUCAGCCUCUUGCACCAGCAGCCCGGCCAGCGCCGCCUCCUGCAUCUCGUCAUCAAACACGGCUAUGUGCAUGGGCCGCACGACGACCGCAAUCGGGAGCCACUGCUGGGCGACUUGCUGCCCGAAACAGACUUCCAGGUGAUCGACCCUGCGCUGCGAAACUGCUCGGCGGCCAACGAGCCUUCCAAGCCGCUCAGCUCGUCCUCGGCCGGCAAGGACGACCGGCUGCUGCUCAAGUCCUCGCCCUCGCGCGACAUCUUUGUCGACCAUCAGCUGCUCGACCAGCAGCUCCAGGACGACGAACACCAGACGAUGAUCACGGAGCUCAAACAGCUUCUCGACGACGACGAGAGCCGGAACAAGCUCGUCAAGAAACUCGUCCUCGACCAGCAACUCCAGCUCCAGCUCCCCCCUUCCUCCGACCUGCCCAUCGACAGCCACCAGCAUCUCGUCCACCAGAAACUACCUAUCCUCCGCGACUUCUUCCACAAACGCGCCCAGCUCAUGAUCGACUUGGAUCCUCUCAUCCAAGCCGACCCACAGAAGGCUCACAUCGACCAUCAGGAUCACAACAUAGACGUUGCCAUGGUCCUAGACCCUUAUAGUAGCCAAUAA